AUUGUAGGAGACAAUGCACCGUAUAAUUGUGUUUAUUAUAUGCACUGUUUUGAAAUGUACAGUCAAUGGGUGUCCACUUGUAUGUAGCUGCACGGCCACGACGGUUGAUUGCAAUAAUAAAAAUCUAGCAACAGUGCCGUCUGAAAUUCCCAAUUCGACACCCGUAUUAGAUUUGCAAAACAAUCAUUUAACUACAAUACAACAAGGAGCAUUUUCAAACCUACCAGCAGUAACAGAUCUAUAUUUGCAAAACAAUCAAUUAACUACAAUACAGCAAGGAGCAUUUCAAGACCUAAUAGCGCUUAACACCCUAAGUUUGAAUGGAAACAAUCUGACAUUUGUCAGGGAAGACACUUUUGAAAAUCUCACUAACUAA
Molecule: messenger RNA, 376 nt
Organism: Mytilus californianus (California mussel)
Lineage: Eukaryota; Metazoa; Mollusca; Bivalvia; Mytilida; Mytilidae
Product: decorin-like
Exons: 4
Coding region: 14-376 (120 amino acids)
Molecular function (GO): protein binding
Source: RefSeq, a predicted model, not a curated record